AUUAUUGUUGAUCGAUCACUCACUCUCUUCCCGUGUCAGUCAUCAGCUAUCUAUAUAUUUAUCUAAAGAGCCAUGGCUAGAGUGGUUGGGAUGAACAAGAAAUUACAACUUAGUUACAUGCAGCAAGCAGCAGGGUCGGCGACCAGCAGCUGGGCAACGUACGAGAGACAGCCAGAAUGGCAGAACCGACGAAGCAACAAACACAGAGAAUGUGUUGGACUUGGAGCUAGAGAGAUGAUGAAGAAGCCGGAGAAGCCGUCUUGGUGGGUGCCGCAUCCUCGUAGCGGGAUAUACUAUCCUCAAGGCCACGAAAGGGUAAUGGAGGACGUUCCAAACGGCGCAGCUUCUUUUGGUGACGCUACUUAUUGGCUGAGGAGCGUAGAUGGAGUUGACAAACCAGAAUACGACAUGUUCUGUUAACUAGUACGUAUAUAACUAUGUAAUCAUCGUCAAUUCACCAUCAUCAUCGUCCUCGUGCUAAUAUACAUACAUACAUACAUACAUAUAUGUAUGUGUAUAUGCAUGCAUGUAUGUAUGACGACUGAUGUAGCUUGGUACUAGUAUGUAGUAGACCUGGAACUCUUCAGUUGUAACCUUCAAGUGCAUGAUCGAAUAAGCUGGCUUAGAUUGCUGGGCGUCACUCAUUGUUUGGGUGUGCGUGGGUUUAUUCCGUUCCGGAAA
Messenger RNA from Coffea arabica (coffee), 681 nucleotides. The record is from RefSeq and is a predicted model, not a curated record. Lineage: Eukaryota; Viridiplantae; Streptophyta; Magnoliopsida; Gentianales; Rubiaceae.